GGACCAACGAGAUAAUUUUUAACUUUGCUGAUGAGGGAAAUCCACUCAUGUGAAAUAUUUGAUGGAGAGGACUGGAAAAAAACACUUGCCUGCAAUUCUAAAGCACUGUACAAUGGAAUGUCCAAAAUAGUUGAUAGCUGAUAGCUGUGUGCCUGAUACAUGGUGGUGUGGAGCCACCUUUUUUUUCAGAAAGACUGUUCUGUCAGGUGUGCAACCUUCAGCCCCCAGUACCAGACCUUCAAGAGAUUGUUGACUAUGACUUCAGAGCAAAGAUGACCAAGAUCCAGUUGGUACAGAAUGUAAAUGAGGCACAGUGUGCUAUAAUGGAGGCAUCUGACUUAUUAAGUUUGCUGGGGUCUCUAUGGCACAUCCGGACGCUAGAGGACAGAGACAACUUAGUGGAAUCAACUACCAAGUUUUUUUUACUGAGAACAAGUUGAGGGAUUCCUUGGAACAGAACAUAUACUUCUCGAUCAUAUAUGGCAAAGACUUCGCUCACGUUUGGAGCAUGCACUUGCCAGGAUGCCUGUGGAUUUGGACUUUUUAGAAUUUAUCUGUGUUCAGGAGUUGGUGUUCCUCAGUGCCGUAUCCCCCCAGGUCAUCAUUCCUGUUGAUAUAUGGGAAGCUUUGACUGGUCUACAUCAUGUAAUUACUUCAGAAAGACAAAGAAAUGAGACGCAUGUUGUGACAGCGCACUUUGAACAAGGUAGUUGUGGACGACCAAAAGCAGUCAUUGGUUGUGAAUAUCUCACCAGUUAGCUUGAGAUGAACUUACCAGUGAGGUGCAUUGCCUCUCUUCUGGGGGUAUCUGAACGGACUGUACAUAGACGACUGGCAGAGUUCAACCUAUCAGUUAGAUCACUUUAUAGUUCACUAACAGACAGUGAACUAGACACAUUAGUGUCUUCUAUUAAGUCUAGAAUGCCAAACUCUGGGUAUAGGAUGGUGAAGGGAGCUUUGAAAGCUGAAGGGCACAAGGUGCAAUAUGAGCGGGUGAGGGCAUCACUUCAUCGAGUGGACACACUGGGAGUUUUAUCCAGGAUGACAGAGCUGGGUUGUGUUGUACGGAGGAGAUAUUCAGUCCCAGGUCCCAAAUCACUGAUGCACAUUGACACUAACCACAAAUUAAUAAGGUAUAACAUUGUCUUGUUUGGAGGUGUGGACGGCUUUUCGCGAAAGAUAAUGUACCUUGGCGCAGCCACAAACAAUACUGCAUUAACUGCACUGACCUUCUUCCAAGAGGCUGUGGAAAGAUAUGGCUUCCCUCUCAGGGUCAGAGGGGACGAUGGAGUUGAGAAUGUGGACAUUGCACGUUUAAUGUUCACAAUUCGUGGCACAGGAAGAAGCAGUUUCAUUUCAGGAAAAAGUGUCCACAACCAAAGAAUAGAGAGACUGUGGAGAGAUGUGUGGACUGCAGUGACCAGAGUGUACUAUGAUGUGCUAUACUAUCUUGAGGAGGACAACUACCUUAAUAUUGCAGACCAAACACAUCUCUUCUGUUGCCACUACACAUUCCUGCCAAGGCUGCAAGAUGAUCUAAACUUUUUCAGAGAUGGGUGGGAUAAUCACCCUUUGAGAACAGAACAUAACAUGUCUCCAAACCAGCUCUGGGAAUUGGGUCAAAUUCACUAUCAAGUUGAUGAUCCCCCAAACGGAGAGGAAAUGAACUUUGCCGAGAUCGAUUGGGAAAGCAGUGGGCUGCCUCCUGAUGAAAGUGUUGGUGUUAACGUUCCUACUGUACAAUGUCCACUUACAUUUGAGCAACUUACUGCACUGAAGGACACCGUGGAUCCUAGGUCACCAUCACAAUCCUAUGGGAUAGACAUUUACAUGGCUGCAGUGCAGUUUUGCCAAGCACUUGAGUAAUGACACAUUAACUGCUGAAACAAUUUGAAUUUAUUUGGUGGAUAAUUAAAUCAUAAGAUAACAUGUGUAUUUUUGAACACAUAGAAGUAUGGAUUGCUAAAUUGCUUUCGAGCAGGUAUGUUGUAACCUGUUGUUGUUGUUGUUGUUUUUUUGCCCUUUUCCAAAAUAAAACUGCAAUAAUACAA
Messenger RNA from Carassius auratus (goldfish), 2051 nucleotides. RefSeq lists its product as uncharacterized. The record is from RefSeq and is a predicted model, not a curated record. Lineage: Eukaryota; Metazoa; Chordata; Actinopteri; Cypriniformes; Cyprinidae. The transcript has 9 exons. Gene Ontology annotation, molecular function: nucleic acid binding. The coding region runs from base 766 to 1866 and encodes 366 amino acids. Gene Ontology annotation, biological process: DNA integration.